Messenger RNA from Drosophila yakuba, 1627 nucleotides. RefSeq lists its product as uncharacterized. The record is from RefSeq and is a predicted model, not a curated record. NCBI's taxonomy places the organism in Eukaryota, Metazoa, Arthropoda, Insecta, Diptera, Drosophilidae. The coding region runs from base 739 to 1407 and encodes 222 amino acids. The transcript is spliced from 2 exons. Gene Ontology annotation, molecular function: transmembrane monodehydroascorbate reductase activity.
UCUCAAGUAGGUGGUAACUUUUAUCUGGUACGUGCGAUUUUGCAUUUCGAUAAGGCGCUGGUGACUUGCGAUCCGACAGGAGGACUACAUCAGCAUUAUGUAUAUUAUCAAUAAGUGGAACCAGAGUGGGCCAGUACUCGAGUGACGAGAGUCUAAUUAAUAUUAAUAACCCCUCUAAAUUUAGCCCCUGGUUCAUGACGUUUUUGGGGAAUGGUCAACGUGAGUGGGAUCGCAUAGUCGAGCGCCCCUGUAUGGUAAUCCUCGGAUACUUUGGUUCCGAAAGCCCCAACAUCAAUGGGUGAAUGAAUGGAUGUCGAUAAGGUCGAUUAGAUCUCCUGGCCCACGAUACUGCGAACGUGUACAUGCAGCGCCUACCACUUAAUAAUAUUGUAUAAUCCUUUGAGUCUACUGCAUUAGAAUGGGGCACCCAAAAUGUUUCGCUGAUAACCCGAUAGCAAACAAAUUGUACGCCAGUCUAGUGAAAGUCUCAAAGCUACGGUGAAGUCAAUAAAAACCUCAGUUCCGCAUAGUGCGUUGUAAUAGCUAAUGCACGGCGGAUCGCUAGUCAAAAGGCAGUUUUCAUAUGGAAGAAUCCUUAAAAAUCUUUUGAAUUAACGAAAAAGGGAAUUCCAUUAGAGUCCUUAUAAGGAAUACAUGUAAUUCAUUUCAGGAGACUAGAAGAGAAAUUCAAAGGACUAAACAUUAUUUAUAGCCGUUGUGAAACUAGGUAGCGCCACAAUGAGCGAUGAAAAGUCCAAACCAACGUCACUGCUGCAGCAUAUAGAAUCGGCGCUAUAUGUGAUCAACCAGCUGUGCAUAGGAUUCGUCACCAUUUGGGUCAGCUGGACCUGCUUGCGCCAGGACCUCUCGGGAAUUCGCCUUCAUGCCUGGCUGGUUACCUUCGGAUUUGUUUUCCUAAUGGCCGAGGGAAUGAUGUGCUUCUACGACGGUAGUUGGCUAACGGUGCGCUACUCCCGAAAGUACAAGACUGCCUUUCACGUGGUCCUUCAGAUCCUGGGGGGCGGCAUGGGCGUGGCCGGCUGUUUGAUCCAACUAAUACGCGACGAUUGGGCAAUUAGCGUCACGUUGCAUGCACGCCUGGGUUUCGCCGCCUUCAUCCUGUGCCUGAUCUCAUUGCUGAGUGGACUUGUCGCCUUCCUGGCGAGAUCCCUGAGCAGGACCAUCUCACCCUUGGUCAACAAGACCUUCCACGUGGUCCUCAGCUUUGCCGCCUUCGUGAUCGCCAUGAUGGCGCAGUUUUACGGAUACACGCAGACUGGAAUUUUCAGGGGCCAAGGCCAGGAUUUCGUUGUUCUCAUGCAGGUCGUCACUAUGGUCCUAAUGGUCCUAACCAGCAUUGGCGCCAUCAAGUCCCUCUAUCAGAAAUUUGGUAGCUUGGCCAGUUAGAAACGCUCUUUAUCUAUCUUUCAUCUUGUAUAUGGUGUAUUUUGAGCUAAGCUAGACUAUAUAAUAUUUACAUAUUAAUUUAAUGUUAUUAUAAGGAUAUAACUAAGAACUAAGAGAACAAAAGCCCGACUAAAAAAUGUGAUUACAAUUUAAGUAAAGUAGUGAACAAUGUAAAACUCGCUUGCAAAAGAUAAAUGUUAUGGAACACCAUACAACAGCA